This is a messenger RNA of Paramecium sonneborni, 606 nucleotides long. The record is from the annotation of a GenBank genome assembly. NCBI's taxonomy places the organism in Eukaryota, Ciliophora, Oligohymenophorea, Peniculida, Parameciidae.
AUGUCAAAUGUAUAAAAUAGAUAGAAUGCAAAAGCAUUCAAUCAUUUGUUAAACUCUAAAGCCUCUCUAUUUAGAUUAUCAAAAAUCCUCUCUAACGAUAAUUAUUUUAGAAAAUAACAAAAUUUCAAACCUCUGAGAACCGAAAAAUCAAGUACUUUAUCUCUUGUAAAAAGCGAUAGUCAAAUAGUUUAAGACAAUAAAAACUUUUUUAAGACUUCAACAAGUUUAAGUAAAUUGAAUAACAUUGUUAAUUUUCAAAAGAGAGCCAAUGAUAAAACACAUAAAGAAGUUAUAAAGCAUCUUAUAACUGAUCAAUCUUACUAAAACCUCAAUAAAAUUAGCUUAGAAGGUAAUCGUGUUAGGACUCUACAUGCUGUAAAAUCAGAAAUUUAGAAUUUUGCUGAUUAAAAAUAACAAAUGAAAGAUCUACGAGAUAAAAUUAAACUUAAAUUAUAAGAAAGAGAUUAAGAAUAUUUAUUAAAGAAUGCAUAACAACUUAAUAAUUUAUAGCUCAAGUUAUCCAAUCUACAAUCUUCUUAAUUAUUUAAAAACUUUCUUGUAAAAAAUGGAUAUAGAUAACCUGCAUUCUUAAGAGAUUUUCCAUGA